CAUCGUCCUGCUUUGACUGGUCCAGGUCUACCUGCACAGCCCCACAGGGCAAAGGACACUGAGAUGCUGAAAGUGCCCAGGAGGCGUGAAUGUUAGAGAAUUCAGCUGCUCUGGUCUUCGCUGAGAGGGGAGGCACCCGAAUCCAGGAAGAGAGCGUUUCCAUGGGGCAGGCAGGGCAGGGGAGGGCUCCUCCCAGCGUGUUUGCCCUGCUCUGUGUAUUCAGCCGGCAGGCCUGACAAGGAAGCAGAGGGCAGGGGGCCAGGCUCCGCACACAGUCUGGUACCGGGCAGCAACAGCUGGAGACACAGGAUCCUGAGCAGAAACCACUGCUGCAAACGCCACGGGACCCAAGAUACUGCCACCAGCUCAUCAGGAACAAUGGGCAACCAAAUGAGCGUCCCGCUGAGAACUGAAGUCCAGGAGAAGCAACCGGAAGCAAACACUUACAAGGUGAUAGCAGACAACGAGCACGUUCAGAAUGGGAACCCAGUGAUGGUGUCCACUCAGGUGAUUCAGCGCAGUGAUGAAGUCGAUUUGGGAAUAAGCAUCUCCAAGGAUAAUGUGGCUGCUUCUUCCCCCAAGACAACGGAGGCCCAAGCUGUGGCCAACACCAGCGGAAAGAGUCUUGGGAAAGAAGCCAAGCCCCGGGCACCAGCUGCUAGAUCGAGCUUUUUCUUGACGCUCUCUCGGCCUGUACCAGGACGUCCCGGGGACCAAGGCACGGAUUCAUCGGCUGCAUCGGGCAAGCUUGAUGUCAGCCCCGGCACAGCGCCUGCGAACAAAGACCCAAGUGAGCACGGGGCACUUCCGGUGGCAGCUGCACCAGGGCCGGCUGCAGAUAAAACGCCAGGGUGCCCUGAGGCCAAGCAGCAGGCCUUCCCUGCCACCUGCCCGCCAGCACCUUCACCACCUGAGUCCAGCGCGGAAGACACCUCCAAGCCCAAGGACUUCAGCUUCUUCGACAGAUUAUUUAAACUAGACAGGGCAAGAGAAAGGGCACCAGCUGGCCACCAGCCUGAAGAAGCCAAAGCGGUGAGAGACCAAGACCAGGCCGAGGAGGCUCCUGCCGUGCCAGGGAGUCCCCAUGGUGUCCCUGCUGAGGAGGACAUAGCCGACAGCGAGGGGAGAGGACAAGAAGUUGACACUCUGAGUUAUUCCGUCCCCGGGGAACCAGAGGUGCUGGGGACCAAGAGGGAGGACCCCCAAGUGGUAGAAACCACAGAGAAUAGUAACACCAUCAUGAGCUUCUUCAAGACCCUCGUUUCGCCUAACAAAACUGAAACAAAAAAGGAUCCAGAAGACACGGCAGCCAAGGCAGACAGUGUCUGCGAUGGCCACGCUGGCCAGAAGAUGGUGGAGACGCAGGCUAAGAGCAAGAAGAAACGCCUGGACAGCCCCAGGCUGGGACUGGCCUUUAGGAAGUUCUUUAGGCAUAAGGAUGCUGAAAAUUCACCGGCUACUUCAGCCAGUCUCAAGUCAGACCAAGCCAACUUCACCGCCCAGGAGACCCCAGGGGCCACCAAGAGCUCAAAAGGCUGCAGCCCACCAAGUCAUGUGCCACCCGCAACAGCCAGUGACACAGGAAAAGAAGGAGGCAAGGAGAAGUCUGGGCCCACCUCCUUGCCUCUGGGAAAGCUGUUUUGGAAGAAGUCAGUUAAAGAGGAUUCACUCUCCACAGGUGCAGAGGAGAAUGCGGUGUGUGAGCCAGCAGUAGAGACUGUAAGGUCUGAGGAAGUAGAGCCGCCUUUACAAACUGUGGAUCUCAAUGAAGAAGCAGCCCGUCCCGAACCCACAGACGGAAAAGUUAAGGAAGAAAACAAACCCCGGAGGACCCCUCUGAUGGCGUUUCUCAGACAAAUGUCAGUGAAAGGGGAUGGAGGGACCACCCGCUCGGAAGAGAGUAAUGGGAAAGACGCCACCUGCCAAACGUCAAACUCCGCGGAGAAGACACCUGCGCCCCCAGAGCCAGAGCCCGCGGCAAUAGCCCAGAAAAGCAAGGAGAACUCCUCGAAGGACAAGAAGUCAGUGGCCGAGACCAACAAGCAGAAGAGCAGCAAACAGGAAGCCAGAGAACCUGUGCAAUGCGUGCAGCAGCCCAUGGUGGAGGCAAACUCACUGCAGAAUGGGGACAAGACCCCAAAGAGGUCCGAGAAGCGGCGACAGUCCCUCGGGGGCUUCCUGAAGGGGCUGGGACCAAAACGGAUGUUGGAUGCUCAAGUGCAAACGGACCCCGUAUCCAUCGGACCAGUUGGAAAAUCCAAGUAAACAAACCACUCAGUUCCCACCGGGUCCUCCUCCCACUCUGUCUCCCACCCAGACUCACUCUGUGUAUAUAUUUGUUUUUCUCCUGGCCAGCCAAUGAAAUUCUGCCUACAACUUCAACCUGAGUGGUUGUAGAUCGAGGUGUAUUAUUUACGUCUCUGGUCUGGUCUUUCCUGGCAAUGUAACUGUAAAAAUGGGUUAGCAGGUUAACUAGUUAAUCCAGGGAAGCUGGAGAGUGGGAUGGAGGAGGCAGAUGAAGGCAUUUGGGUUAAGUUAUGAAAAGAUGGCAGUAUCCAGUAAGUUGCAGAGGAAAAAUGCAAACAUGAGAAAAAGGAGAAAAAGAAUAUUCUGCUUUGUAGCAAAUGUCGCCUCAUCCCCCUAAGCCUGAGUGGGUAAGGGAAGACCCACUUGUUUUAGAUGGGGGAAGGAGGACUCUGGGCAGGCUGGGCAUCUGUUAGCUUUCUGCAAUGGAAUGUGUGGGGUGUAAAGAGGAAUGGGUAACAGUAGGUUUUCAAAUAGGGUCCUUGGAAGUUUUUGGUGAAGGGAAGCGGUGGACUGGAGAGGGGUUGCAAUGAUUUGGGGAAACAAUUAUUUCUGAGGUGUAGGGACAAGGGCCUGAAUUACCAACCUCAAAAGAAAAGCCAAGAGUAAAAUGAAAUUAAGUUGCAGAUUUAUUUCGCAACACAAAGGGGCGCCACGACCCCCACUUUCCCUUUGCAUCCAGUACCCUAACAAAGGUUUGUCUCUGCCGUAUUCCGUUAUUAAUGUUUCUCAGAUGGUUGAGGGGCUUGCUUCAUCUGUUCCGUCUGACGCUCAUCUCGCGCCUGUCUGUAAUUUCCUAAUGUGUUCAGGAUGCUCUCUGAUAAAAAAAAAAAACCCUUCCCCUAACCCAGUUAAUAAAAAUCUGCAGGAGGUUAUUCAAAUACUUGAGGUGUUUUAUUUAAAUUCUUGUAUAGAGAACUAAAUUGAAUCAUGAGUCCAUUAAGGUGGAAUGCAAAGUAGCUUAUGAUUGACUGAUGGUCAUGUAUAUUGUACCUUUCUUUUUCUUAUUUAAUAAAAAAAUUAAUUUUA
Messenger RNA from Mesocricetus auratus (golden hamster), 3333 nucleotides. RefSeq names its product brain enriched myelin associated protein 1 (gene Bcas1). Gene Ontology annotation, biological process: myelination. The transcript is spliced from 13 exons. NCBI's taxonomy places the organism in Eukaryota, Metazoa, Chordata, Mammalia, Rodentia, Cricetidae. The record is from RefSeq and is a predicted model, not a curated record. The coding region runs from base 379 to 2265 and encodes 628 amino acids.